Messenger RNA from Myripristis murdjan (pinecone soldierfish), 2928 nucleotides. It is a transcript of the gene gnal2, whose product is annotated as guanine nucleotide binding protein (G protein), alpha activating activity polypeptide, olfactory type 2. Gene Ontology annotation, biological process: adenylate cyclase-activating dopamine receptor signaling pathway; sensory perception of chemical stimulus. Gene Ontology annotation, molecular function: GTPase activity; G-protein beta/gamma-subunit complex binding; GTP binding. The coding region runs from base 191 to 1705 and encodes 504 amino acids. Lineage: Eukaryota; Metazoa; Chordata; Actinopteri; Holocentriformes; Holocentridae. The record is from RefSeq and is a predicted model, not a curated record. The transcript is spliced from 12 exons. Gene Ontology annotation, cellular component: heterotrimeric G-protein complex; cytoplasm.
UGAAAAUGCAAAAUGACAUAUAGCAAAUGUCGGAGCAUAAUUCAUUCACAUUUUCGGAUCAAAUUCGGAUUUAAAUCACACCACUGGAGCUCCAAUGUGAAGAUGGCGCGUUAGGGCUGGUGGCGCAACCGCGAUUUUUGAUAUUUUAAUUUAUGAAAAAUCACAUUCACAGACAAAUAUUGGUUUCAACAUGGGGCUGUGCUACAGUUUGCGUCCCCGGCUCUUCGGGGACCUGAGCGGGUCUAUUUCCAACGCUACCUCGGACUCGGACCAGCCUCCGGACGCAGCCGUGCCGACCCGCGCCGGGGGAGCUCGCCAGGAGGACACCGGGGGAUGCGGGGAGACUUCGUCGCUACGCGGCGGCGGCGGCCCGGUGCGCCCCGGGGACCCAGCCAGGCUCCCGGCCGGGGAGCACCGCCGUGGAGACACCGGCACUGACGGUGUGCUCAUACAGAACGGGGGUGGCGGAGGAGGAGGUGGCGGUGGAGGAGGCGGCGGAGGAGGCAAGGGGACAGGGAAGGACCGCGGCCGACGCUUACAACUGCUGCAGAAGACUAGCACCCAAAAGCAGAAAAACUGGGACAAAUUGCUGGUGGAGGAGAAGGAGGCCGAGAAGGAGGCGAAGAAAGUCAGUAAGAAUAUUGACAGGGCGCUGAAGGAGCUCAAAAGGGAGUACAAACAGACGCAUCGGCUGCUGCUGCUCGGUGCGGGAGAGUCCGGAAAAAGCACCAUUGUGAAGCAGAUGAGGAUUCUACACGUCAACGGCUUCAACGCAGAAGAAAAGAAACAGAAAAUCCAAGAUAUUCGGAAAAACGUGAAGGAUGCCAUAGUGACUAUAGUGUCUGCGAUGAGCACUUUAAUACCCCCAGUCCCGCUAGCCAACCCAGAGGACCAAUUCAGAAUCGAAUACAUCAAAAGCAUAGCGCCUCUCUCCGACUUUGACUAUUCACAGGAGUUCUUUGAACAUGCGAAGAAGCUGUGGGACGAUGAAGGGGUAAAGGCAUGCUUCGAGAGGUCCAAUGAGUACCAGCUCAUCGACUGCGCACAAUAUUUCCUGGACAGAAUUGACUCUGUAAGACAGAGCGACUACACACCAACGGACCAGGACCUGCUUCGCUGCCGAGUGUUAACUUCAGGGAUUUUCGAGACAAGGUUCCAAGUAGACAAAGUGAACUUUCACAUGUUUGAUGUUGGGGGCCAGAGAGAUGAAAGGAGAAAAUGGAUCCAGUGCUUUAAUGACGUCACUGCUAUCAUCUUUGUGGUGGCCAGCAGCAGCUACAACAUGGUAAUAAGGGAAGACAAUAACACUAACAGGCUACGGGAAGCCCUGGACCUCUUCCGCAGUAUUUGGAACAACAGAUGGUUACGCACUAUAUCGGUCAUCUUAUUCCUGAACAAGCAGGAUAUGCUGGCUGAGAAAGUAUUAGCUGGAAAAUCCAAAAUUGAAGACUACUUCCCUGAAUAUGCUCGCUACACCAUACCAAAUGAAGCAACUCCUGAACCUGGUGAAGACCCAAAAGUGACGAGAGCUAAGUUCUUCAUCCGAGACGAGUUUCUUCGGAUCAGCACUGCGAGCGGCGACGGCAGACACUACUGCUACCCCCACUUCACCUGCGCCGUGGACACAGAGAACAUCCGGCGGGUGUUCAACGACUGCCGGGACAUCAUCCAGAGAAUGCACCUCCGGCAGUACGAACUCUUGUGAUGGGAGCGCCUCCAUCAGCCUUCUGUGUUUUCUCCACCAGUCUGCAUCCUUAACCCCCAGUCCCACCCUGCCCCGCCCCCUGCAGCCCACCCUCUGCCCCUCCAAAAAAGAAAAAAACAAAACCCACCCACCCCUGACCACCUUUCCUGUUGAGGACUAUAAAGUACUACUGAAGUGUGUCAAAUCCUCUUCCUCUUCUUAAGUUAGCUUUUUGUAUUUUUCUUUUUUUUUUUUUUUUGUUUUUUGGAGACCUAUUCAUCCCCAUUUCACCGAUGUAAAAGGAAGGUUGGGGAACAAAGUUGUUGCGUGCCGCUUUUUCUUUUUUUUCUUUUUUUUUUUUUUUUGAUCUUUUAAUCCUUUUGAAUGCCUUGAUUUUUUUUGUCAUUCCACUAAGCCUUGGGCUACCUCCUUAUUUCCCCCUCCUCCCUCCCCCCUUCAUGCCCUUCUUAUUUGACAUUAGCUUUGUCAUUGGACCUGGACUGGUGGGUGUGGAUACGUAAAACACACCUACAGGACCUCAGUGUAGAGGCUGUGUGUGUGUAUGUGUGUGUAUGUGUGUAAAUGUGUGCGUCAGUGAGAAAGGAAGAGACAGGAAUGGUGUGCUUGCGAGUGUGUGCUUGUGUGUUUAUGUUUGUGUGUCACUUGCCGGUUAAAAGAGCUGGCAUCGCCACCAUGACCUUUGCCCUUUGCCCCGUCCCCCCCACCAUAACAGUUCCUGUACUUCUCCUCUCCACGUGGAAGACGAUGAACAGAGAGGAGAGGAGGGGGGGAGAGAAAAAAAAGAGCGGAUGAAGAGAUAAUGCACUUUGCAUCAGGUUCCUUAAUAACUUUUUUUGGAGGAAGCAUACACACAAUGUAGCAUCACAAUAUUUAUUACUCUGUCACGAUGUUAGCGCGCCGAGUUGCAGGGCGGACCGAGCGGCUGAGAGACACACAUGUGGAGCGGAUGGAGGGAGUGAGCCAGGGGGAGGACGGGAGGACGACGAGGAGGAGGAGGAAAGGGGUGGGGGUGUCAGGAAAAUGACAAGAAAGAAGAAGGAUUCAAAUGAAGGAGAAGGACUGAGCUCUCUGCACCUUAGCCCUGCCGCCGCUUUCAGCCUGGUGUGUCCUGGACGGAGAUGGAGCUGCCGCCUCCACAGACUCGGACCUGUCCCUUUUUCCACACAACCAUCCUUUUAGCUUAGAGAUAUUGAUCGGGAUAGGGUGGGAGGGGUGGGGAUGGG